Messenger RNA from Mycena indigotica, 1374 nucleotides. RefSeq names its product Saccharopine dehydrogenase. The record is from RefSeq and is a predicted model, not a curated record. NCBI's taxonomy places the organism in Eukaryota, Fungi, Basidiomycota, Agaricomycetes, Agaricales, Mycenaceae. Gene Ontology annotation, molecular function: saccharopine dehydrogenase activity. The transcript has 5 exons. Gene Ontology annotation, cellular component: cytoplasm. The coding region runs from base 1 to 1374 and encodes 457 amino acids.
AUGACUACCUCACUUAACAGCGACACAACAAAGCCUACGAAACAAAUUCUGGUUCUAGGCGCUGGAUUUGUAGCCCGUCCGUGCGUCGAAUAUCUCGCCCGAGAGCCAUCGAACAAGAUAACAAUUGCUUGUCGCACCCUUUCUGCCGCUGAGGCCUGCGGAGCUGGCUUGCCUUCUAUUUCAGCUAUUUCUCUCGAUGUUUCGGACACUCCGACACUGGAAGCAGCCGUCGCCGCACAUGACCUCGUUAUCUCGCUCGUCCCUUAUACUUACCAUGCCACCGUGAUCAAAGCCGCCAUCCAGGGGAAGACCAAUGUCGUUACAACAUCCUACGUUUCUCCGGCAAUGCGAGACCUCGAGCCGGCAGCACGGGAAGCAGGAAUCGUUGUUUUAAAUGAGGUCGGUGUGGACCCUGGCAUCGACCAUCUCUACGCCAUCAAAGUCAUCGAAGACACCCACGCAAAAGGUGGUAAGAUCAAAGAAUUCUUCUCCUGUUGUGGCGGUCUCCCCGCUCCAGAGGCCACAAAUAAUCCACUACGAUACAAGUUCUCGUGGUCUGUGCGCGGUGGCCUUCUUGUUUGCUUUACCCCUGCCUCUGUACUCUCCUCUGGAGUUGUCAAGCACAUAUCGGGAGCCGAUCUUAUGCAACAUGCUCAUCCUUACUCAAUCCCCCCGAAUUUCUCGUUUGUUGCUUUCCCAAAUCGCAACUCACUUCCUUUCCAAACAUAUUACAAUAUCCCGGAGGCAGAAACUGUCAUUCGAAGCACCCUUCGGCAUGAGGGCUUCACCGAAUUCGUCAUCGCAUUCAGCAAACUUGGUUUAUUGGACAGCGAGCCCAAGGAAUGGCUCCAAGACGGGAUAGAAUGGCGGGAGCUAACCCGACGACUCGCUGGCGCCAAUGCUUAUGACGAGGAGACGCUCGCUUCGCGAAUCAAAACCAUCUGUUCAUUUUCAUCCGACCUGGAGAAUGACCGCAUCGUGGACGGGCUGCGCUGGCUGGGUUUGUUCUCGACAGACAAGGUUCUUGCUCGCAAUCAUAAUUUGUUCGAUACGUUCUGUGCCCAUUUGGAGGGUCAGAUGAAAUAUCAACCUGGAGAACGUGACAUGAUCAUGCUUCAGCAUAAAUUUGUUGUCCAAUGGGCAGAUGGGAAACAAGAGACGAUAACCUCGACUCUUGAAGCGUAUGGGACGCCAGGUGGUCACUCCGCGAUGGCAUUGACGGUCGGUAUUCCGUGCGGAAUUGCGUCGCAACUAGUGUUGGAUGGUGUGAUCAAAACUCCAGGCGUUCAUGCACCUUAUUCCAAGGACAUAUGUGAUCCAAUUCGCGAGAAGGUUGAGCUUGAGGGACUUGGUUUAGUUGAACGAGUUUUGUAG